AUGUUUAUUAUCACAUUCUUUAUAUUUGCUACUUCUUUUGGCUCCACAACAAAGAAGUUGUAUGAAGCCGUUCCAACUGAUUGUAUAGUUUUCCCAAGAAAUUGGAUAUAUGAAGAUAAUAAAUGUAUUCGAACUGGGGAUGGAUCAAAGAAAGUGACUUAUGAUGGAGUCAGUCAAAAAUUCAAUCUUUCUUGUUUUACCAAUUACACUUACACGACACCAGAUUGUACUGGAACGCCAAAAACGUCUUCUAACUGCCACAGUUAUUUCAACCUCGAUUACAAUGUCAGAAACAUUGCUUUUGUAAGUGAUAAAAACAAAGGGUGUGAACUUGGGGAUAAAAUCAAUGGGAUGUAUUAUAACGACGAAUGCCAUAUUGAAAAUUAA
Entamoeba invadens IP1 is the source of this 387-nucleotide messenger RNA. RefSeq lists its product as hypothetical. The record is from RefSeq and is a predicted model, not a curated record. NCBI's taxonomy places the organism in Eukaryota, Evosea, Mastigamoebida, Endamoebidae. The transcript has a single exon. The coding region runs from base 1 to 387 and encodes 128 amino acids.